AAUGGUUGUAUGUGGUUAUUGAAAAUUAUUGUUCUCGGCGCCGACGCUGAAGAUCAGCAUCUCUGUGGCCCAGCAUUGUGGGCCUGACCGCUGUUGCUGUGCAACGGGCGCUCAGUAAAUAACAUUUCAUUUCGUCUAGGGAAUAACGUGCGUACUUCGUGCAAAACAUUUGAUGAGCAAAUAUGUAGAAAAUAUAAGAUGCAUUUGUUUGUGGGAAUGAAGAAUAUAGAAUACAGAAUAUGUGCUGUUCUUUCUUUGUCAUUGUCCCCACCAAUCUGGAUAUUACUCACUAUCAUUGAACAACUAAUGUUGUCGAAGAUUGGCACUUAAAACUUUUAAAAAUAAUAAAACUGUAUGCAGUCAAUGGCAAUGAAAAUAUAAGAAGUAUAAAAAGAAAAAAAAUGUUAUGUUUCAACUUUUCUUUGCUAAUACUGCUUCUGUUAAUUCAAUUUGAUGUUGGCGAAUCACAAACUGAUAUGAAAAAUAAUUCGACAACGGUACCUACUUUAUGUAAUCAGUGCUUGGAGUCAGAUUCGUGUCAAUUAAAUUCUACUUCAGACAUUUAUCAUUGUGAUGAAACAUACUGUAUACCAAAAUCGUUUGUUUGUAACGGCAUACCCGAUUGUCUUCGUGGCCAAGAUGAAGCUGUAUCUGAAUGUGGAUGUUUACAAAACGAGUACCGAUGUAAGAACAAAUGUAUUGAAUUGGUUAAAAGAUGUGAUAAAAUUGCUGAUUGUGAUGAGGGAGAAGACGAAAUCGAUUGUAAAACACAUGUUUGUCCAACAACACACUUUAAAUGCGCGAAUUAUUUUUGUAUACCUACUGAUAAAACAUGUGAUUUUAAAGAUGAUUGUGGUGAUGGAUCAGAUGAACUUCAAUGCAAGCACAGAGAAUGCUGGCAUGGGGAAUUUAAGUGUAAAAAUUCGGAAUGUAUUCGUCCUGGAUAUCUAUGCGAUGGUGAAGUUAAUUGUGUAGAUGGUUCUGAUGAAGAAAACUGUGAAAUAAGCGAUUUUAUUAAGUGCGGUGGGAGUCAUUCAGUACACUCAACGUUUUGGUGUGAUGGAUGGCCAGAAUGUAUUGAUAAUCAUGCUGAUGAAUUAUUAUGUAACAUGACGUGUUCGGAGAAUAAGUUUCAGUGCCCAAAUGGAAGAUGUAUAAACGAUGCUAAUGUAUGUGAUGGACAAUGCGACUGCUUACAAAGUAUCGAUGGAGACUGUGCCGACGAAAUUAAUUGCACAGCGUUUUAUAAUAAAACCGAUGAUGUGGUUGUGUGCACAACGGGAUCAACGCUAAGUUGCUGGAUGCCUGAGGGAAAUCCUUCGCGUUGCAUACGCCAAAAAUAUAUUUGUGAUGGUCAAAAUGACUGCUUUAAUGGAUUUUCCAUUUCAGAUGAAUUUGGCUGCGAUAAGCCAAAUUCGCAUUUAAAUGAUGAAUUUUUCAAGUGUAAGGAUGGCAGAUGGUUGCCGUUUAAACACCGUUGUAACUUUAAAGCAGAAUGUUUAGAUGGCGACGAUGAAGCGGAUUGCGAAGUUUCCUUACCGUGUGACGAAGAUCAGUUCCGGUGUGCUAGUGGCGAAUGUGUGAAAUCCGAGAACCGCUGCGACGGCCGUACCGAUUGUUGGGAUAAGAGUGACGAAAUUGGAUGUAUGACAGUUCCAUGUCCCAGUCAACAUUGGCGGAGGUGUGAGAUCGGUAAACAGUGUGUACCAAUAGAAAAAUGGUGUGAUUAUGCAGUUAACUGUAUGGACGGUUCUGACGAGAAAAACUGCCAAUAUAGGUUAUGCAAAAAUGACGAAUUUCAAUGUGACAGUGGUCAAUGUAUUCCGUUAGAGUAUAAAUGUAAAAAAUAUCGAGAAGAACAAAUGGGUUGCGUAGACAAAUCACACCUAAGAAAUUGCGAUGAUUCUAAAUGCGCUGAAGAUGAAUUCAAAUGUCAUCGAGGGCCUUGUAUACAUCAGUCUAUGGUGUGCGAUGGGCAAUUGGACUGUGAUUUGACUUGGGACGACGAAGACAAUAAUUGUUAUUUCAUGUGUUCGAAUAUAGCAUCUGGCUGCCAGUGCCAAGAUGUCCAUAUUAAUUGUACUGGUCACGGGCUUGGCCAAUUUCCGUACGACGUCGAAAAAGAAAUCACCUUUUUCCAUUUGGGUGGUAAUAAUUUUUCCGAGGGCCUUCGUGAAAAUACUUUUCAACAUUUGGAUCGCUUGGUUUAUUUAGACUUGAUGAAUAACUCAAUAAAACAUUUGGAGCCAUUUCUGUUUUCCACGCUUUGGCGUUUAAAAACAUUAAACUUACAAAAUAACAAAAUAACGAUUUUGCAAAAUUGUUCGUUUAUGGGACUCGGUCAGCUAACGGGAUUACAUUUACAAGGGAACAAUAUUUACAAGUUGAGUUCAAUGGCAUUUCGAGGGUUGUCUUCUCUGAUUACACUCGACUUAAGCAAUCAAAACAUUACGGAUAUCGAAUCUGAAGCUUUUGUUGGUCUUAGAUCGUUAAAAAGUUUAGAUCUAUCAUAUAACUCUCUCACUUAUAUACGGGAUGGCACGUUUCGCGGGAUGCCUCAAGUUGUAUUUCUAAACCUUAAGAAUAAUCAAUUGAGAGUCAUAGACAAGAACGUUUUUUUUACUAUGCCGUUACUCGAAACACUGUUUACCGACGAGUUUCGUUUCUGUUGCUUGGUCCGAUAUGUGAAACAAUGCGAACCGCAGCCUGAUGAAUUUAGCUCAUGCGAAGACCUGAUGUCCAACAUCGUGUUACGGGUGUGUAUUUGGAUACUGGCUGUGGUUGCGAUUACCGCUAAUUUGUUAGUGAUUGUGUUCCGGGCCAAAUACAAGCAUACCAACCAAGUACACUCGUUCCUCAUUGUAAACUUGGCAUUAGGCGACUUCUUGAUGGGUUCAUAUCUGCUAGUGAUAGCUGUGGUCGACUGGUACUAUCGUGGCGUGUACUUUAUUCAUGACUCUGACUGGCGACAAAGUUCCAUGUGCAACGUGGCUGGUUUUAUAAGCACAUUUUCUAGUGAGCUAUCUGUGUUUACGUUGACCGUGAUCACUCUGGAAAGGUUAUUGGUAAUCAUAUUUCCGUUCAAAGUCCGACGCUUGGAAAUGGAUUUCACGCGUAUAUUGAUGGCCGUAUGUUGGUUACUAGCAAUAAUUAUAUCUGGCAUUCCACUAUUCAACAUUCAUUAUUUCAGAAAUUUUUAUGGACGGUCUGGCGUGUGUUUAGCAUUGCACAUUACUCCAGACAAACCCAACGGUUGGGAGUAUUCUGUAUUUAUAUUUCUAUUUGUAAAUCUGGGUUCGCUGUUGUUGAUAUCCGGGAGCUACCUUUGGAUGUUUUUCGUUGCUAAAAUGACUCAUCGUGCCACAGAAACCCUAAUACGACAUCGAUCCCUCAGUGAGUCUGCAAUGGCCUGGCGGAUGAGUCUGUUAGUGGCUACGGACGCUGCGUGCUGGGUGCCCAUCAUAGGAUUAGGAUUGUGGUCUUUGGCUGGAUUCACCGUGCCCCCUCAAGUGUUUGCUUGGGUAGCUGUUUUCGUGUUGCCUUUGAACGCGGCGGUAAACCCUGUGCUUUACACACUUUCUGCGGUUCCGAUAAUCCGUCGUAGUGUAGUGUCAAACAGAAGAGCGGUGUCGCUCAGACGGUCUGUGACUAACGACCCACAUCGCACAAUGUCCACAACCAUGGUGCCUCCUUCUGUUCAAUAUAAUGGCGAUAAAGUGACUUUUUCAUUAGUAACAAAAAUCCCACAUAGAGGUCCUGAAAUCAUUGAGACAGAAAUGACUACAAAUGGCCGUUCGAUUACGUUUGGAAAAAUGAUAUGAAUAAUAAAAUUAUAAAUUAGGUGGUAUCUUUAAAGUAACUUUAGAGGAGUCGAUGCCUGUAAAUCUAUAUACCUAUUACCUAUAGGUAUAUAUACGCGUUGUUUAUCCAUAUAGGUUCUAUAUUAUAUUUACACAUAAUUAUCCUAUGUUGGAAAUGUGAAAUAAUUAUAUUCAAUACACAUCCCUUUGCUCAAACGUUAAUAAUACACUAGAGACAUUGUUACACAUAAAGUUAACGUGUGCACUUCGUAACUGUUAUUUAAUUUCUAUAUGUUCUGUUUGAAUUAAGUUUACUCAUUUCCACGUACUAUUGACCCUAAUAUAUAAAUGUAUAAAAAAAAUACUAGAAAGCCAAUUGUAAAAAAAAUAAAAAUUAAAGAGGUGAAAAUUUACAAAAUAUAAAAUGAUAAACUAAAAUAAAAAUAAUAAAUCGUUUUUAUAACUCUUGAUCAGUGUAAAGUAAAUGCAUAGAUGUAUAAUAUAUUUGUAUAUAAAUGUGACUAUUUAUCUUUUAGAUAAUAGAUUUUUUCCCAUUUUCGAAUUUAAAAUUAUUUCUAAGUUAGCUAUCUAGUAUUUUUGUAUUUAUGUGGCCCAUUAUCAUAAAAACAAUGCGGCAAUACAGCUUAGGGCUCAAUACGCAUAUACCUUUUAUGGUUGCGACGUUUGACACCAGCGCUAGUAGAGUCAAUAACAUUUAUGAGAAGGGGUGUUUGGUGACCAGUUUUUCGCCAGUCGAGUGGGUAUUGACUUGCACAAAGUAUAAUAUUAGAAGUAUAUAUACUAAAUUUUAUAGGUUUAACAUCUUAAGAAUUUAUAUUUGUUUUAUGUAUUUUUUAUUUAAUUUCUAUGGCUUAUUUUAUAUAUUCAAACCAAUUACCUAUUAGUUUUUAAAUAUUUUAUUGUUAAUUUAUGUAUACCAAAUUAUUGUCCAUAUACAUAUUUCCCAUCAUAGAUUAUAAUUAUUAAUAAUAUUGUAAUAUUAAGAAUGUAAUACAUUUUCCUUAUAGUUUUAUUGUAACAAUACAUUUUUUUAAAUUAUUAAAAGUGAUUAAGGGAUGUAUUAAAUGUUUGUAUAAGAUCAACUAGAUGUGAAACAAAAAAUAUUUUAUGAUAUUUAUACUUAUAUCAUUAUAAGCGAUUGCCAAUUUAUUCAUAUGAGUUUUAAUAUUACACUCGCACAAUUACUGAAGUACCAAAUAUUAAAGUAUUUAAAAAUAACAGAAUUGAUAUUGUAAAAACAUGAAAACAAUAAAAAAGGUAUAAAAUGAUAAAGAAAAUCACUAAGAUGGAAAAUUAAUACAAAAUAAGUCAAAUGUUUUCAUAGGACAUGUUUUGUAAAAUCGAUUGAACAAAUGAAUAUAUUUUUAAAUAAAAAUUAAACUUUAAGAACAUAAACAUAAAAUUAAAAUGUAUAAGGUAGGUACAUACAAUAUUAAUAGUAUUUAAAUUUCAUAAAGAAAAUAUAUUGAACAAAAUUGUCUACAUUUUUAUAUAGAACGAAACAAAAAUCCUGAGAUGCAAUUUGAUCAUUAGAAUGGUAAAACAUCUGAUUUGAUCCAAAAUAUAAUAUCUUUUAUUUUAAUACACAGUAAGAAAAUUAACAUCAUGUAGUGGUUGGUUUUGAUUGUAUUCAUUAGAAAAUUGCUAAACAGAACUUAGCUCCUAACUUUAAUUUUUAUAAUUUAUCAUAUAAUUAAAAAAUAUUUUUAUUGUAUUAA
Messenger RNA from Aphis gossypii (cotton aphid), 5539 nucleotides. RefSeq names its product G-protein coupled receptor GRL101-like. Gene Ontology annotation, molecular function: G protein-coupled receptor activity; protein binding. The transcript is spliced from 28 exons. The record is from RefSeq and is a predicted model, not a curated record. Bases 402 to 3821 code for a protein of 1139 amino acids. Gene Ontology annotation, biological process: G protein-coupled receptor signaling pathway. Lineage: Eukaryota; Metazoa; Arthropoda; Insecta; Hemiptera; Aphididae. Gene Ontology annotation, cellular component: membrane.